This is a messenger RNA of Mauremys reevesii (Reeves's turtle), 2709 nucleotides long. RefSeq names its product adenylosuccinate synthetase isozyme 2-like. Bases 1147 to 2241 code for a protein of 364 amino acids. The transcript is spliced from 13 exons. NCBI's taxonomy places the organism in Eukaryota, Metazoa, Chordata, Testudines, Geoemydidae. Gene Ontology annotation, cellular component: cytoplasm. Gene Ontology annotation, molecular function: adenylosuccinate synthase activity; GTP binding. The record is from RefSeq and is a predicted model, not a curated record. Gene Ontology annotation, biological process: 'de novo' AMP biosynthetic process; IMP metabolic process.
UUGCAGGAGGUCAGACUAGAUGAUCAUAAUGGUCCCUUCUGAUCUUGAAUUCUAUGAUUCUAUGACUCCCACCGCACCAUCUGCCUCCCCUGCGUGCUGCCAUGUUGGCUGUGGGAUGGUCAAAACACCGGUGCCAUCACAUUGGUCCAGAGCAGUGUGAGCACCCUCAUCUUAUUUCCUUUUGUGGUAUUGGGAGCAAGGAAAUAAUGCCUCUCCCAUCACCACUAAUACCCUUUUCCCUUGGGGUGGAGGGGUCAUCUUCCUGGUUACUAAAACCAAAGCCACUGGGUGUGCAAGGGCCCUGCCAUGAGCUCAUGGGAUCAGAAGGGGAAUGGAGGCCUUCUUGGAGAGUGGAUUCCAAAGGUGGGUGAGUGUUGGUGCUGGAGUCACUGGUAUUUUGACUGGUUGGUGUGUUACAUGUCCCCAACCUCCAUAGCCUGUGAGUCUGUUACAGGCCCAGCUGCGGAGCCUGCCUCUUUAGCUCAAGCAGUAUCAGUUUAUGCUUUAAAAUGUGGAGGCCUUGAUUCAGUCCCUGCUGGGUCAGCCUCAUGUAUGCCCAUGUGGUCAGAUACCAGUGGCUUGGGGAGGAGGUUCAGAGAGAGGGUCAUGUGGGACUGGGAUUGUGUAACAUGUGGCCGAGACUAUGCAUGGUUCUGUCUAGUUAGACCCUGAGCUAUGGCAGACAGAGGGUUAGUCUGAGGCCUGCAGUGCCCCCAGUCCUUCCACUGGAGCCUCUGGGUGCUGCCACAACACUGCCAUGGGGUUGAAGCUUCCCUGGGUACAGCCAUUUUAGUCUGUGGAAGAGAAGUUGGCUGAAGACCACCAUAUUAUUCGCUGCCAGGCAUUGAUGCAGGAUGCUGCCAUCUUAGUUUCUGGGACAGAACAUGUUCUGAAUGCUGCGAUCUUGGUUGCCGGAACGGAAGGUGCCCGAGCGGCCGCCAUUUUAGAUCGUGUAAUAGAAGCUACCUAAUACGUCGCCACCUUGGAUUCUGGAUUGGAAGCUACCCAAGGAGCCGCCAUCUUGAGUCCUGGAAUGGAGGAUGCUUGAAGUGCAGCUUGCAGGGGGGUAACAACGCGGCCCACACCGGGUGGUGGGGCUGGUCGAGUACAACUUCCACCUGCUGCCCAGCGGGGUCUUGAACCGCCAUGCCACCUCCUUCCUCGCCUGUGACCCUGCUGCUGGGUGUCUUUCCAGGAAAUGGAGUGGUCAUCCAUCUGCCGGGACUCUUUGAAGAAGCUGAGAAGAACCUUAAGAAAGGGCCUGGUCUGGAGGGCUGGGAGUCCCGCACGGUGAUCUCAGAUAGAGCUCACAUUGUGUUCGAUUUCCACCAGGCUGUGGAUGGGAUCCAGGAGCAGCAGCAGCAGCAGGAUGGCAAGAACCUGGGCACCACCAAGAAGGGCAUCGGCCCCGUCUAUGCCUGCAAGGCUUCCCGCACUGGCCUGCGCAUCUGUGACCUGCUGGCCGACUUCCACGAGUUCUCCAAGAAGUUCAGGGUGCUAGCCCAGCAGUACAAGGCCAUGUACCCGGCUCUCACCAUCAACACAGAGGCCGAGCUGCAACAGCUGAAGGUCUAUGCUGAAAGGAUCCGGCCCCUGGUGAAGGAUGGUGUCUAUUUCAUGCACCAGGCCCUGCACGGGCCCCCCAAGAAGAUCCUGGUGGAAGGAGCCAAUGCUGCACUGCUAGGUAUCCAACUUCAGGACAUACCCAUUCGUGACAUCCUCGAACUGCACAGUGGGGGGCGUCUGCACAGGCCUGGGCAUCCCACCUUGCCACAUCGGGAAGGUGUACGGGGUGGUGAAGGCCUAUGCCACCCAGGAGAUUGGGGAACUGCUGCAGUCACGGGGCCAAGAAUUUGGCGUCACCACAGGCCGCAAACGCCGCUGCGGGUGGCUAGACCUGAUGCUGCCUGGCGCUCACCAAGCUGGAUAUCCUGGACACCUUCUCGGAGAUUAAGGUGGACGUGGAAUACCGAUUGGAGGGGAAACCCAUCGCCUACUUCCCAGGAGCUGCCAAACAAGGUGUCGGUGGGCUACGAGACGCUGGCAGUGCAGCACAGAGCAGGCCCGCAGUUUUGCCGACUUGCCUCCGCAAGCCCAGAGCUAUGUCCACUUCAUCAAGCGCUACCUCGGGGUGCCAGUGAAGUGGGUCGGUGUCGGGAAGUUCCGCGAAUCCAUCAAGAUUUUCUGAGCCUCCCUGGAUGUCCUUCAGUUGCAGGGGCUCUGCCCCAGGACAACCCCUGACACACAGACCCUCAGCAAAGGAUCACAGGGACCACGUGCCUCUCAUUCUGCCCUGCACCUCCCCGCGCUUUGGAGGGCUCCACCGCUCCUGGGAGAGAGUGAAUUGUAAUUUCACUCUGCCCCCCAGUGCUGCCCAUGCUGGGGAGCCCCGGCCUGUGGUUUACAUGCCACACUCUGCUCCCCCAUGCUGGAGGCUGGACUAUGCGGCUCCCCUCCCCCUCCCUCCAGGACUGUGCCAGGCGGGCUGUGCUCGCUCCGCAUGGGGGGCCACAACCCAAACCCAGCUCCUGCUCCACCUGUCACUCCUGCCCCCCAUGGGGGCAAAGAUCACCUGCCCUUCCCCACUGGGCACCCCUGUCUCCUCUCCCCCAUGCCUGGAUCUCCCUGUUCUGCCCCCUGCUGUGGGCAGUCUCACAGCUGCUUUUUCACUGUAUAGAAAUAGCUAUAAAGAGCCAUGAUUUCUUUUCA